Molecule: messenger RNA, 1203 nt
Organism: Nycticebus coucang (slow loris)
Lineage: Eukaryota; Metazoa; Chordata; Mammalia; Primates; Lorisidae
Product: frizzled-3-like
Exons: 3
Biological process (GO): canonical Wnt signaling pathway; non-canonical Wnt signaling pathway
Cellular component (GO): plasma membrane
Molecular function (GO): Wnt-protein binding; Wnt receptor activity
Source: RefSeq, a predicted model, not a curated record
AUGUACACAUCGUCACCCAAAUGUAUAACCAAAGCGAGGAGUCUUCAUUCCUCCACAAAUGCACCAAGCUUUCGCCAAACACCCAUCCGGCAUAUGGCUGAAGUAUGUCAGGCAUUGUUGUCCUUCACCCAAACUUCCUCAUCUCAGCCCCUACAGGUGCUUCAGAUCCUGGAGGCCCUCCGCCUCAGACAGCCGUGCCGCACUGCCCCCUGCACGGCCAACACAGUCCUCACCACAGUGACACCACUGGUUGUUGCUCAGCUACAUUCCAAGUCCUCCAUAAGAAGUCCAGAUAUAGAAGAAGAACUUCCAAGCCAAGACCUGCAGCCAUUCCACCCUAUGGUGAAUCUGGAUUGUUCUCGAGAUUUCCGGCCAUUUCUCUGUGCACUCUAUGCUCCGAUUUGUAUGGAGUAUGGACGUGUCACACUUCUCUGUCGUAGGCUGUGUCAGCGGGCUUACAGCGAGUGUUCAAAGCUCAUGGAGAUGUUUGGUGUUCCUUGGCCUGAAGAUAUGGAAUGCAGUAGGUGCCCAGAUUGUGAUGAGCCGUAUCCUCGACUUGUGGAUCUGAACUUAGCCGGAGAUCCGACUGAAGGAGCCCCGGUGGCAGUACAGAGGGACUAUGGUUUUUGGUGUCCCCGAGAGUUGAAAAUAGAUCCUGAUCUUGGUUAUUCCUUUUUGCACGUGCGUGAUUGUUCACCUCCUUGCCCAAAUAUGUACUUCAGGAGAGAAGAACUGUCAUUUGCUCGCUAUUUCAUAGGAUUGAUUUCAAUCAUUUGCCUCUCUGCCACGUUGUUUACUUUUUUAACUUUUUUGAUUGAUGUCACAAGAUUCCGUUAUCCUGAGAGGCCUAUUAUAUUUUAUGCAGUCUGCUACAUGAUGGUAUCAUUAAUUUUCUUCAUUGGGUUUUUGCUUGAGGAUCGAGUAGCCUGCAAUGCAUCUAGCCCUGGACAGUAUAAGGCUUCCACAGUGACACAAGGAUCUCAUAAUAAAGCCUGCACCAUGCUUUUUAUGGUACUGUAUUUUUUUACUAUGGCUGGCAGUGUAUGGUGGGUAAUUCUUACCAUCACAUGGUUCUUAGCGGCUGUGCCAAAGUGGGGUAGUGAAGCUAUUGAGAAGAAAGCAUUGCUUUUUCACGCCAGUGCAUGGGGCAUCCCCGGAACUCUAACUAUCAUCCUUUUGGCGAUGAAUAAAAUUGAAGGUGAC